UGUAAACAGCGCGCAAGCUGCAAGAAUUCCGUCAGCCACGAUAUUUUACACUGCCAGACACUGCCAGGGCUAAAUAGCAAUCCAGUGUGUGCAACAAAGUAAUUAAAUAUACGCGAUAUAGUAUGCACAAACAUGUAGCGAAAUGCAGCAUUGCUUUGGGGGCCGCCUUGCUGAAUUGAGGUCGCGGGGCUCCGAAUUGCAAGGGCUUCGUCGGGCCUCAGAGUAACCCAACUAAGCAUGAGUAUCACAAUGCUCAUGCAAACUCGGCGAAGCGGCGUUAUCACUGCGGCUGCGCCGCGCGACCGGCCGGCUCGUGCAGGGCCCCACGCUCACCGCCGUCGCCCGCCGGCCCCGGGCGUAGCUCCCCGCUCCCAUGGUUCCGACGACCGGCCCACGACGUCCGACAUCAUGGAGGACUCUGACACGCCCUCCACCAGCGCACCCGCGGCACCGCAGCGGCUGGCUGUGGGCCGGCCCCAGGCUGUCAAGGAUAGCAACAGCCCUGAUAGCAACAGGCGUGAUAGCAGCAGCCGAAGUAACAGCAGCCGAAGUAACAGCAGCAGCAGCAGCAGCAGCAGCAGCAGCAGUAGCCCCAGCAGCAGUGGUGAGGCUAGUGGGCAGAGGAGGCCGGGGCGAUGGCAAGGCGAGGAGCGCAGCGGUAGAGCAGGCGGCACGGCGGCUGCUGGCAACGGGCCGACAGACAGCAACUCGACGGGUGCUGGGCUGCGGCAGGGCGGGCGCGGGCGCGGGGCGCCCCACCUCCCCCUGCGCAGCCGUGCCUCUGCCUCUUCUUCAACCGCGGUGACAUCAGCCGCCGCCACCACCGCCACCGCCGCCGCAGCAGCUGCUGCAGCCACAUCGGCAGUAGCAGCAGCGCGGCCUGUGGCAGUGGCUGACCUGGGCUCCGAGCUGGGCUGUGCCCAUUUCGGCGCCUGCUCCGGCUGUAGCCUGCAGGAGGGCCUGGCGGCGCCGCCGCUGUACGGCGAGGCGGCGGCGUUCUUUCGGGGACUGGGGCUGGAGCACCUGCCGGCAGUCAUGAAGACGGCGCACGGCUGGCGGUGUCGUGCCAAACUGGCGGUGCGCGGCGCCCCCGGCCGCCCCCUGGUGGGGCUGUUCCGCGAAGGCAGCCACGAGGUGGUAGACAUCGUGGGUGGAGGCAGUAGCAGUAGCAGUAGCAGUAACAGCAGCAGCGGCAGCAGUAGCAGUGGCAGCAGCAGCGGCAGUAGCAGCCGGGGCAGAGGCGCUGGCGCUGGCGCCGGCAUUGCGGUUGGGGCCCGCGGGGCUGUGCCUGUGGGUGCGGGCACGACGGCGGGGGGCAGUGGGUACGGCGGUGACUGCCGAGCGCACCACCCGCGCAUCAACGCGGCAGCGGCGCUGAUAAAGGAGUUGGUGGCGCAGCUGCGCAUUCCCCCCUACAACGAGCCCACCGCCCCGGCCUCCGGCUCGGUGCCGUCAUCGCCGCAGCCGCCGCCGCGACCGGACGGCGGCGCCGCCGCCGCUGCCGCCGGCACCCGGGCAGCUGGUGGUGGCGGCGGCGGCGCCACUCGCUUGAAGUGGCGUGCCGCGCGCCGCGCGGCCCUGGGCACGUCAGCAGCCCCUGCAGGCCACGCCGGCAACGGUGCCGUUGCACCACCCGUCCCCGUACCCGUCCCCGGCCCCGGCUCCGGCUCCGGCUCCGGCUCCGGCUCGGGCUCCGGCUCCGGCUCUGGGUUGAAGUUGGGGUCAGCUGACGGCGGUGCCCUCGCGCCCGGGCGGCAGGGCGGAGGAGGACGCGGGCGCGGGCGUGCAGUGGAUGUGACACAGACGCAGUCACCGGUGGCGGCAGUGGACCUGGCGGGUGCGGUGCCGGCGGUCAGCGACGCCGAGUUCGCACAGCGGCAGGCGCGACUGCGGCAGGCGCUGGCGGGCCUCAAGGCGGAGAAGCUGGACCUGUGAAGAAGGCUGGGAUGGGGCGUGGGAUGGGGCUUACGAGAGGGGAAGUGAGGGCUGCAUGUAAAUGAGUUGGUGAGUUGGUGACAGGCUGCGCUAGUUGGGACUUGUAGCUGCACCAUUGCGCUGUAAUGGAAGGCUGGGGCGCGCAAGGGCUGUAGCACAGUGCUAUGACGAUGUUGCCCGGGACGACUUCUCAAGGCCAGCUUCAAGCAAGCGUGCGGCCGAAGCUAGAGUGUCCUUCCGUUGCGCAGGUGUACGGUGCGAAGGUUAGCUGGCCAGGUGGAUGUGACCCCUGUGCUGCGGGCCGGUGCGCUGAUGGGAGACCCGUUGAGGAUAAUGCGUGUGCGAUUGGAACGUGGGCGGGGGGACGUGGUGUGGCCGCUCCGUGCUUGUAUCAUAAAAAUCAUAUAAGAGCUAUGAAAUAAUAUACUGUAACAUUCUGGAUUA
Messenger RNA from Chlamydomonas reinhardtii, 2379 nucleotides. RefSeq lists its product as uncharacterized. The record is from RefSeq and is a predicted model, not a curated record. Lineage: Eukaryota; Viridiplantae; Chlorophyta; Chlorophyceae; Chlamydomonadales; Chlamydomonadaceae. The transcript is spliced from 5 exons. Bases 250 to 1935 code for a protein of 561 amino acids.